Magallana angulata is the source of this 5181-nucleotide messenger RNA. Its product is annotated as mucin-5AC-like. NCBI's taxonomy places the organism in Eukaryota, Metazoa, Mollusca, Bivalvia, Ostreida, Ostreidae. Bases 255 to 4514 code for a protein of 1419 amino acids. The transcript has 10 exons. The record is from RefSeq and is a predicted model, not a curated record.
UUACCGUAAUAGAGACAUAGUGAUUUCGCGUCGGUAAAUUUGGAGUGAACAGAAGUAUAAAAAGUGUUUUUGAAUUAAUUUUCCUCAGUGAUUUUCAAAACAUGCUUUGAUUGGAUUUCAGGUUUUUUAUAUUGGAUUAUUUUUGCUCUUACCUUCGAAUUCUUAUUGAGUGAAAUAUUGACGAUUGCUAAAUUUUGGAAGUCUUCGGGAAAAAACAAACGAUUUAAUAAUCGUUUAUAAGAUAUUAGGACAGAAUGGUGCACACGGCGGGAGUGAUAUUGACCCUGGUAUUGGCGUCCGCCAUUCCCGGCUCUCAUUGUUAUGGAGCAUCGGACAGCAUGUAUGAACAGAUUGCAAAAGCCUUAUGGCAGUUACAGAUGAAGGGCGACAUCAACAAAGCCCUGCAAAAUACAGAUAUCUGGAACAGACCAACUCAAAACAACUCUCCUAGAAGUCUCCCAAGAAAUCUGAACCGCCAGGGAGACGGUCUGGUGGUCAGAGAACUCGUUCUAGAUAAUAACAUCAGUCCAACAAACAUUCGGGUACGAACUACUAACGACCCCUCGUCAAUAUUAGGACCAACCCAUGUACAGCCCUCAACAACCAAAGAAAAACAGACUGCCUUCGCUCGGAGGGCCACUGAACGUCAAAUAACCCUCCACGCGCCAACGAUCGCUCAGACAGAGCAGGCAACAAUAGCCCCUGAGAGAGUUUACUCCAACAAGAUGGACAGAAACAAAGUCAAAGGAUACGGGAGCUCUCUAACAAAGCUCAUUGCCAACAAGAUAAAAUUCGACCCGACUCCGGGGCCCGCUCUCCCGUCUAAUCCGGUAAUAGACAGUAUAUUGGGGCCAUUACUUAAUGAAAGAGGUAACGAGCUACCCAGCAAUUUCUUACCACUCCCUUCAACAACUAGUGGUGUUGUUCCAAACACAGGAAGCUCACAGAGAACCACUGUACAGAUAAAAGAGAAACAACGCACUGUUCUCGCUAAGCCUGUAAAAAGCACUCCUGUUGUUGUGUUUCCGGAAAAUGAAGGACAACAGGUUCCCUCUCCGUCUUUUUCUAUUGUUGCACCAAGUCUUGGACAAAACCCGGCCUCGUUCAGAUUCAGCAACAAAGAGGUCAGUAGCAAUCAGCUGCAGGACAAAAACAACAAGGGACAAAAUCCCGGCUUCGACAACUUCAAAGACAUGGAGCUGAAUGAUGUGUCGCAGGUUAUUGUUGACCAAGCGGCGUCAGUGAGUGUAAAACCCGACAAUGUCAGAAAGCCAGAGAUAGUCAAAGAACAACAGCAGAAAAAAGGAAAUAACAAAGUAGAUCCCAAAACAAUAAUAAACCCCCCGCAACAUGAUAAUACAAACAAAGUUCAAGUCUCAGGGUCAGAGAUAGCAAUGGAUAACAUUCCUUCUAACAAGCAGAGAGCUUGGCAAGAAUCAUCAAUCAGAAAUAACGAGAUACAGAGACCAGACGUUCAAGUCGUCCAGUCUGCUUUACCUGCUCUGAGUGAAACUUCACAGGACGCACACACUACACCCCAGACUAACGACACAACAGACGCACAGACAGACGUCACAAAAGCAGCACCGAAAUCAACAAUGACGGAAUCCCCGGUCCAUGUUGGUAUUUCUAGGGGAUCUCCGAGGGGCUCUAGACCAGUGAGCAGCAGUGUGACCAGGGGUUCUUUUAGUGGAGUUCGUCCAUCAGCUAGAGGAACUCCGACAGUUGGUAGAGGAACACAGCCAGGUGGCAGAGGAAGCUUCUCUCCGUCAAGAGGAUCUCCGAGAGGAGGUCGUCCCAUCGGAAUCCGUCGGAAGGUUCUACCUGCACUGAGUGGAACUUCAGAGGACGUGCACACUACACCCCAGACUACUGACACAACAAACGCACAGACAGACCUCCCUGUACAGGACGUCGACUUUACACCAGAAGUACCGUCAUCAACAAUGUCCAUCACUCAAGCCGCUACAACCACAACAACGACAAAAUCCCCGGUCCAUAUUGGUAUUUCUAGGGGAUCUCCGAGGGGUUCAAGUCCGGGGAGCAGCAGUGUAACCAGGGGUUCUUUUAGUGGAGUUCGUCCAUCAGCUAGAGGAACUCGUCCAAUAAACAGAGGAACACGACCUAUUGGUAGAGGAACUCCAACAGUUGGCAGAGGAACUCAGCCAAUUGGUAGAGGAACUCCAACAGUUGGUAGAGGAACUCCAACAGUUGGUAGAGGAACUCAGCCAAUUGGUAGAGGAACUCCAACAGUUGGUAGAGGAACUCAGCCAGUUGGCAGAAGAAGCUUCUCUUCUUCUAGAGGAUCAUCGAGAGGAGGUCGUCCCAUCGGAAUCCGUCGACAGGAACCUGUUAAUAUCCCUGAGGUGGGGCAAACUACACCGGCUACAAUCACUGAAACUGAUAUGACAACAACUCAGGCUACUACAACGGCGAAAGCGGCAGAGACUGAACCAACCACAACGGAGCAAGCCCCUCAGGUUCCAGCUAUGAACACAGCCCAGUUCGCGAGAAGAGCCAGACCAAGCCGGGUUGUUGUAAAUACUCUCGGAAACACAAAGCAAAGACCUGUCGUCGCUCGCGGAGUCGGACAGGCAAGGGCCGCCAUCGUACAGCCAGUGAUGAUCCCAGUACCCAGUGAAAUACUGUCAUUUGAUCGACCUGCGGUAGAACAACCGGCAAGAGUUGAACAGAUUCCAAUAGUCUUAAAUUCCGUGGCGGUAGAUCAGCCAGCAAUAGAUGUACAAACUCCAUUAGUCUUGAAUUCGGAAGUGGCCGCUGAGAAUGAUUGGAGUCUGUCUUCUUCUACGUCCGCAACCACUACAGAGCAACUACCGACAACCGCCGCCCCCGCAACCACCCCUGCCCCGACAACCCCCGUCCCCACAACAAUUGCUGCCGGCGCCAGGAGGCCCCAGUCAAUCCGACCAGGAAUGAUGACGCCCGAAGAGAAGCGAGAAGCACAACGGAACUUCCAGGGAACCUUGAUGAAUCGGCCAAAAACUGGAAGAGAAACUAAAAGGGUACCAUCUCUGUCAGCCCACCAUCGUACACCAACUCAGCUCAAGAGAUCGCAGUCCAUGGGUAGUACGAGUUCUCCCCGAGUGGCUCCGUCUCUGCCAAGACAAAUGUCAGAGGGCAUACCGGAAACAAAUCCUGAUGCCAAAGCAGAUGUUAAUAUGCAAAACUAUGAGGCUCAGGCCAAAAUAUUAUCCUUACAAAAACAGCUGACGGAGACGGAGAGCCAGAACCUGGAUCUCCAGCAGCGCGUGGAGAUUCUGGAGGAGCGUCUGGAGUACCUUAACUCAUGCCACCAGAUCCAGGAGCAGCCGGAGGACUACCAGCAGACCAUCAAGGCCAAGGACCAGUUCAUUCAGAAACUGGAGAAGGAACAGAAGGAACAGGGCCAGGAGUUCAAUAAAACGAAAAUUCGUUAUCGAAAGAGAAUAAAGGCAUUAACAACCCAGCUGAAUGAAGCAAAGCAGGAAACAUCUAUACAACUUUUUGAACUUAAAGAUGAAAUAACAAGACUCACAGAGAAAAACAAAGAACUAGAGGAGUCUCUUGAAAGAAGCGGCUCACAAGGGAAGACAAGUACACCUGACGUAGGUAAAAUGCAGAUUGUGUUGGAACUGUCCAAUCAAAUAUCAGAUCAGACGGAUGAAAUCUCAAGGUUAAAGAGGGAACUUCAGGCAAAAGAUUCUAUAAUUGAUCGUCUCGGGGGAACAAAAAAACUGGAAGACGAGUACAAUAAAGAUAAAGAGGACAUGAAAAACUUGAGGAAAUUAUCUCAAGGACUGAGUCAGCUCAAUAGGGCCAGUGAGAAUGAUGGACUAGGGGACUCAGACUUGGAGACUCGGGGUGUGUCCGGUGCUAGUCGGGACUCAGGCUUGGGAUCUGCUGGAAAAACAGAAGACAGGUCAAACAAAAAGACAAGUGUAAAGAACUUUUCUGAUUCUGAUUGGGAGUCGGACGACCUUCCUGAUGAACUCAGUCCUUCUAAAAUCAAAAGUGCCCCUCCUGAGACUCAGGCCCUUAGGGCAGCCUCCAGACUCGCUUCUAGGGAAAGUAACGAGCUCAAGCCUGCUUCCCGUCUGGCAUCCCGGGAAAGUACCAAUCCCAGAAACCGAUCACGCCUGGCCUCCAGAGAGAGCAUCAACUCCAGCCUUCCCUCUAGGCUAGCCUCUAGGGAGAGCCAGUUCAGCAGUAAGACUCUUGUGGAAACUGAUGAGGAUCAUAUCUCCAUUGAUGACAUGACAGCUUACAGAGGCAACCACAGGAUGAAAAAGAAGUCCUCAUUUUCCUCUAAAAUUCGACGGGAGAAUGACACCUCACUCCGGACACCUAUUCCCAGUAUGGCGUUUGAAGAAUGCAAUGACUCAGGUGAUAUCCUUAUGUACCCCAGCAGUACCAGUAAACGGUACUCCAGGAAAAAGAAGAAAUCUUUCUUUCUAACUCAGACUGGGAAUUCCCCAGCAGGAAGUGACAUCAGUGAACAGGUUUCUGUGGGAUAAGGGGCAGUAACUCUGUGUUAAACACAUACCGGUACAGGAUUUGUUUUUUGUAUUGUGCAUUUUAAGGGGGUUGCUGUUUAGAGAUGUUUGAAUAUGUCAGGAAUACAACAGAUGCUCUACUCAGUUCUAGUCAAAAUGUUUUGGAUGAUGAGGAAGUUUAUGGUAUCUUCAAAGCCAAUUAGAUUGACUGUAAGAGUAUCUAGUGAUCUACUGCUACUCAGUAUUAUAAACACAGCAUAAUAAUUGACCGACCAGCCACGUAUUUAGAAGUUCAGUAUAAAGUCCAGCUGGAACAGAGAUUGUCUAUUUAGUCCAGUAUGAAGGUAAAAACUGACCCCGCUGGAUGUGAGUCAAGUCAGUAUUACUGCUGGAUUACCUGUUGGUACUGACUAUUCCAUCCAUUCUCUCCAAGUCUCUUUGAAUUAUCAAGGUGCUAAUAUAGAGUGCAUAUUAAUUUAUUUCCUGUGGGACCAGUAUUAACUGCUGCUGUUUUGUAUUGACAAAAUGUAAUAUGUAUUAUUACAACCGAUUGGUUGUAUGCUUGUGUGUGAACGAAAUGCAUUCACCCCGUGUGAUCUUGUAAUACACAGGCAAUUACACCUUUGUUUUUGUUAAAGGAGAUUUUUUGUUUAAUAAUAAAUUAUUGCCAUAAACGGCUUUCGUAUUA